Molecule: messenger RNA, 1246 nt
Organism: Megalopta genalis
Lineage: Eukaryota; Metazoa; Arthropoda; Insecta; Hymenoptera; Halictidae
Product: replication termination factor 2
Biological process (GO): mitotic DNA replication termination
Cellular component (GO): nucleus
Source: RefSeq, a predicted model, not a curated record
UCCGAACUAGUUCGAAAUUAUUCAAUAAACUCUUCCGUCUAUUUACUAGAUCUUACAAUUCUAUCUAUUUGUUCGAACAUUUAUUCUAUUUAUUUAUUAGAACAAACUAUUCCUGUUUUGGUCACUCGCUACUUCCUCUCUUUGUCUAACACUGUGGAGGCAGCACUGUUUACCUGUGAAGCGUCAACCAAUCAGAGAGAAGCAGUCUCUGUACCUACCAUCAUAUUUCCGACAUCGCUCAGUACAUCAUUUGACGUGAGUGAGUUUAGAUUCUACUCAGGUUUGAUUGUUUCUAGAUUUUAUUUAAUACUUAUCAUGGGUUGUGAUGGUGGAACUAUUCCUCGUAGAGACGAGCUUGUCAGAGUAAAAAAGAAACCAGAACAGAAAGAUAAAGAAGCAGAACUUGCAUUUAAAUGGCGACAUUGUACCAUAAAACAACUACCGUUGCAGCCACCAGUGGUUGGUUGUGGUUUAGGACGUUUGUAUAGUAAAGAGUCUGUUUUGGAAGGUCUUCUUGAUAGAAGUACACUUCCAGAAUCAGCACAACAUAUAAAAACCUUGAAAGAUGUAAAAAAUUUAAAUUUAACUGCAAAUUCAGCAUUUGAAGCUAAUAAAGCUGAGAAAGGGGAUUGUUAUACAGACGGAGGUAAAAGUCCAUAUAUUUGCCCAGUUAUUGGAUUAGAAAUGAAUGGCAAAUAUAAAUUUUGUUUCUUAUGGUCGUGUGGUUGCGUAAUGAGUGAGCGUGCACUUAAAGAGAUUAAGAGUACGAUAUGUCACCAAUGUCAACAACCGUUCUGUGAGAGUGAUAUUGUUAUUAUAAAUUCGGAGGCUGAUGAUCUCAAAAAAAUGGAAGAAAAUAUGACAAAUCGGAAGGCUAUGCAAAAGAAAUCAAAGAAACGAAAAUGUGAUGAAAAUACUUCUGGAACUCAAGAUGCUAAACAAGAUGAAGUAUCAAAGGAGAAAAUUAAAAAGGAAGAUAGAGUUGCCAAUAUUAAAAUAAACAGCAAGAGAAAUGAAGCAGAAGAUCCAGCAUAUAAGAAAGUAAAAGGUAACUACAGUGUUGCUAAGGACCCCAAAGCAUCAGAAGUUUUUAAAAGUCUUUUCACCUCCCACAAAUCUGCAUCAGAACAAGAUAGAGCACAUUGGAUUACAUAUAAUCCAUUCUAUAAUUGAAGUAUUAAUAAUUUCAAUGUAAAAUUUAAUUACAUACAAUAUCAUUAAACAAAUAAAUAAUAUUAUAUACAGA